Messenger RNA from Acanthaster planci (crown-of-thorns starfish), 3577 nucleotides. RefSeq lists its product as uncharacterized. Lineage: Eukaryota; Metazoa; Echinodermata; Asteroidea; Valvatida; Acanthasteridae. The record is from RefSeq and is a predicted model, not a curated record.
GACCUGCUAGGAAACCGUAGCUUUAACAUUUGAGGACGGCCGGCCGGCUGGCCGGACGGAAGGACAGAAGACUGAAAUUGGUACGCUCGCACUUGCUUCGCAGCUCGCCCAAAAGGUUACAUUUUGCUAGUCUGACUUAGUUAAAUGAUCGAUUGAUCGAUCAUCCGAUCAUCCGAUCAGUCGAUCAAUACACCAAUUAAUCAAUCGGCCAAUAGAUCGAAUAUAUCAACGGAUCGAUCACAUGAUUGAUUUCUCAACCCAAAAGGUCAAUCAACCAAUCAAUCCCACCAAUCAGUCGAUUGAUUAAUCGAUCACUCGAUCAAUCAAUUGCGAUCGAUCAGUCAGUUUUUCUGGCAUGACUUUGUUAAAAGGAUCGAUCAAUUGAUAAAUAAUAUGCAGAAAUUUCCAAUAUGGACUUUCGAACUUCCCCUUGUGUGAACUACGCAGGCGCGCAAAUAUGUUUGAACUAACUGAUUGGCGUCCUUUGUCUUGAGAAGAACUUAUUAACACGCAUGCGCAUUCUGGUCGCCGGUAAACUCAUCUGAAGUUGAUCUGACUCGGCUUUCUAGGGUAUGAGCCAACUGACUGGUGAUACAUUCAGCUUUCCCACUUGGCAUUACCCACGGGUAAACGGAACAAAUGUUGUGGAAGGGGGGCUGUUAAAAGGAUAUGCCUGCUUGCUCAGAGUGAAACUAUAGAUAAGAAAAUAAUUUAAUAAGUCACCCACUAAGUCUAGACAGCAUCUGCCUGCAGCAAUGUUCAUGGGGGAAAAAGACGGUGACGCUUUGUUAUGCAGGUACUGAAAAGGUAGCGAGAUGCAAAGAAAAAUACCAUCGUAAAUUGUAGGAUGAGAGGGCCACACAUUGGAAAUUUUUCACAGAUACCCGGUAACCAAAUCUGCACCCGUGCAUGGGACAAAAAGGUGUCGUGUACAUAGAGAAAGGUCAAUAACAAUGGGAUCUGUUCAUUGGCCAAGACCAGCUAAAACAAUUCCCCUCCCUAUAAGCAGUUAACAGUAUGACUGGUAUCGACAGUGUUCUCAACUAAUGUUUGCCGUGGAAUGGAAUAGCCCAUGCAAAAAGACAAAGGUGGGAUGUGAACCCCCAGCACCACUUUGAGUGUGUCUCGCACAGUUCCCUGAAAUACUGAGUGCUAGUCAACACCUCACAGCAACGGCUGAAAAUCACAUUAUUUCGUCCACAAUGAAAAGAAAACAACUUGUUUGUAAACUGAUACCCAAAAGUAAGCUACAACCCGGGCUGACUCAAAUAAAGCCAGCACACAUGCUGUGCCGAGUGGGGAAAAAAAACACUGACGCACGUCUCCCGCUUCAAAGCAGCGCAGUAUGGCUGUUUGGGUUCAAAGGACGAACAACAUAUUAUUAGAUUACUGCACAACUCCGCGGUGCAGAAGCAAACUACCGCACGCUGGAUAAAAGGCUAUGAACAAGAUGACUUCAGUCAAAAACACUGCUACGGAUAUCCUGACAGGAAACGGGUAUAUAAUAAGGAAGACCAUGGCAUUUCCAGUAAUCACUAUCAUGGCCAGAGCAAGUGUGCAUGGAUCGUAGCACUGCCUGUUUCACUUCCGUUGAAAACAGGAUUUUGAGAUCGAAACCUAACACUGCAUAGGGCUACAGAGCGUCAACGAGCUCUGUUUUCCCCAUGUUUUGGGCGCUGUUAUAAAGAGUCGUUUCGCGCAGGGCGACAAUCUGAGGUAAUUAUGGGCGAUCCUAUCCGAAGCUAUGCCUCCAUCGGGCGACUGAACCUGCAGGUUGCAGAUUUUCGGGAGGACCUGUGUCCAGAUGAGGGCCCCACCGUCGUGAGAAGAAAGUCUAGUGUCCGAUUUCUUGAUGAGGUGACGACGAUCAACGACAAUGAGGCAUGUGACCCAGAGAGAGCCUUGACGCGCUUAAGAAGCGAGACGGCCAAUCACAAAUGCUCUUUUGUGGCUGGGGAGCCUUAUUACAGCCGCGGAAUGGACGGCGGGCAGACGGCAUCGGAACGGGGAUCCCUGGAUUUUACCCGCUGGAAGCUGGACAGAAAGGAGCGAGAGGCGAGAUUGGAACAAAAUAUUAACUGGAUUAGAGAGGAAAUUACCAAGUUGAAGCAACAAGAUCAGUCCCUCAUGCGCCAGUUUCUGCAGCUCCGCUCGGUCAUCUACAAGCUCAAGGGUACUGUCACCUCGGACCAGCGUCCAGCGGUCAAACUGCCUCACAUCGCAGCCUCUGUGGACUCCUUCGACCGGUACGAGUCCAACGCCGGGGGCUUAGAGGCGCUCCAGACGGGGGAGACCAAUGACUUGAUGCUGGUGUAUGAUGAGGAAGGCGACCUGUGCGAGUUGGAUGAUCAGAUGGCCCUGAUGGAAGACCCCUACCUCCCGGAGUUCAGGGGCCGGACUGUGUCGCUACUCGGUCCCGGUAACAUCACCAGGACCAGGCCCGGCAGUGGGGGGUUCGGAUACCUAAAAUCACGGACCAUGUCCUUCUCAGUGGGAACGUCUGCCCGGGAGUUGGACCGGGCAAUUGUUGAGUGAAGUUCCCGAUUGUCGGCAUUGGGAAGUUAGAAAAUGAACAAAGAGCAAGGCUAUGUUAGAUCGGGAGGACCGUUUAAGCACCCACAACACUGAUUAAAAGAUACCAAGGCAUAAAUCAAGUAAUGUUGGCAUGCCCAAGUCUUUUAAAUGUUCUAACAGUACGAAUCUCACACGGAAAAAAAUACCCCGGUUAUGUAAUCAACUCUCCUGAUUUAGGACAGGGAUCACUUUUGACUAAGGUUAUUUUUAAUCCCAUUUUAGCAACAAGUCACAUAACUGGAGAGUAGGGCACUCCAGCCGAGACUUGGUUUGAUAUUGCCAAAUGAAAUUUAGUUGAAGUCAUUGUGUCGUCAUUGUUGAUCAUGGUGGACUCCACGAAAACCUGGCGAAAGCUAAUCUUGGCGAAUUAAUGGAAUUGGAAGAAAAAUAGAGUACAGAACACAGAAUAUGCUGACCAAUUCGCCUAACAAGCAUCAAGCAGCUAUGUUGUCAGAAACAGAGAAUCCAUACUCUCAAAGGAAUAUUCAGGACUGGAUUUAUGAUGAAGGGCGAGUUUCUACGGUUGAUGAUAACAGUCUAUGCAUUUGUCUCAAGGCUAUUUCUCAGGCCAAUCGGAAAGCAGGGUUGACAGUACAUGCAUUCAGAGUGACAAACAGUGUUUUUAGAUUUAAAAAAUAUGACAUUUAAGUUUAGAUUCGUUGAAAUUUAAAAAAGUUUCAACUCAAAGGGGCUUAAACAGGGACGAUGUGCUGACUUCGUGUGAAUAUUCAGUCACCUUGGUGGACCAACUUACUUCGUUACUUUUUAACAAACCCUUCUCACUGCAAAUGUGAAGGCGUGAACAACUGUCUCUUGUGGACACUAUUUCGUUGGCUCCUAUAAAGUUACCUGACACUUUUCGCAAUGCUUGGCCAAAAUUCCUUUUUUUUAUCGCAACUGAUCUGUACAUAAUACAAAUAUUACCAGUGUAAAGAUAAUAAAUAUUCUACAAUAGUAUUGCACGUACUUACACAUUCUAUGAAACUGUCGCUUUUAAAAGCUA